Symsagittifera roscoffensis is the source of this 986-nucleotide messenger RNA. Its product is annotated as large ribosomal subunit protein eL14-like. The coding region runs from base 159 to 881 and encodes 240 amino acids. The record is from RefSeq and is a predicted model, not a curated record. Gene Ontology annotation, cellular component: ribosome; cytosolic large ribosomal subunit. Gene Ontology annotation, biological process: translation; ribosomal large subunit biogenesis. Gene Ontology annotation, molecular function: RNA binding; structural constituent of ribosome. NCBI's taxonomy places the organism in Eukaryota, Metazoa, Xenacoelomorpha, Acoela, Convolutidae. The transcript is spliced from 6 exons.
GUGAUUUAACUUUGAUGAAAAGAGCCUCGUUAAAACACUCGAGAGUGCUUACACGUACUUUGAGUAUAGCUUUAACUAGAUAUAACUUUUCAUCGCGUUUUACUAUAAGAUAGAACGUUUUUUACAGAAGUUGUUUUCAGUAGAAGAAUCAUUCAAACAUGUCGGAAGCUCUUCGUGAAAGACGAGAGAGGCUGAAGAAAAAAUCAGCUCAAGCCGCCGUUAUGAACAUGUUUGGCGGAGACGGAGUCAAAAAAGAGGGUGAGUCAUCCGACGCCCCCGCCCCCCAAAUGCAACCAGAAGAAGAAAUGACAAUUCCUGUGGUAGAGGAGUCGGCAGUGCAAUCAGCGCCGGGUGGCUCCAACCUAUUCUCGGCAGCCAAUCAGAUUGAAGAUGAGGCCGACGAAUCAGAAGAUGAGGACAAGGUCAAGAUGUCAGCUGAAGCAGAUUCCUCCGAUAACAAGGUCUUCGUCGAAGUUGGACGAGUUGCUCUAAUUCAGCAGAAGAGAUACAAGAAUAAAUUAGCUGUGAUUGUGAAUGUCGUCGACCAGCGAAGAGCAAUUUGUGACAUCUUCCAUCCCCAUGGAAAGGAAGUGCGACUAAUUGCCAGGGCUUCGAUCGCCUUCAAGACUUUAAGGCUGACAAAGCUGAUUGUGGAAGGAUUCCAAUGGAGUGCGCACUCCAAAGUUGUUACUGACAAAUACAAGGAGUGCAAAAUUCAGGAGAAGUUCCAGGCCACCAAAUUUUACGAAGCUUGGCAGAAGAAAAUUAAGCGUGAAAACAUGACUGACUACGACAGGUUCAAGUGCGCCUACAUCAAAAAGAAGCGAACUGCGAUUAUCAGAAAGAAAUUGGCUGAGAUAAACAAAAGCGCCAAGAAAUGAAGCAGAAAAUUUGACAAAGGUCAUGAACUUCAAUUUGAUUCCAAUUGUUGAAAGCUCUUGUUGAAUUACUUGUCCAUGGCCUCUAAUUUAUUUUCAGCCCAAUAA